UCCAGCUGAUUCCAGCACUAUAAAAGUUCCAAAAAACACACACGGCCAUCAGUUGUUGUUUAGGUCUAAUAAUGAGCCAGCCAAUAGACGAAAAGAAACUCCGGGAGUACUAUGAGGUGUCCCUGGAAUUGGUGCGCCAGUGCGGCCCCCUGUUCAUGGAGGGCUUCCGGAAACCGAAACUGGAAUUCCAAACAAAGUCGGCCAUCUACGACCAGGUCACCUACUACGACAAGCAAAUCGAGAGUGUUCUCUCGGAGGGGCUGCUCAAGGCCUUUCCGGAAUCGAAAAUUAUCGGAGAGGAAGCUUUGGCAGACUCGCAGUCGCAUGGCGAACUGACGGACGCUCCCACAUGGAUUAUAGACCCCAUCGAUGGCACCAACAACUACAUCCGCAAGAUCCCCCACUGCUGCAUCUCCGUGGGCCUGGCCAUCAACAAGCAGCUGGUGGCCGGAGUCAUCUACAAUCCGGCCCAGAACGAGCUGUACUCUGCCUGGCAGGGGCACGGAGCUUUUCUGAACGGCCAGCCCAUCCAUGCCAACGACAUAAAGACGAUGGAUCAAGCUGUGGUGGCUUUGGAGACCUCCCUAAUGGUCUUCCCCAAGCGGCGGGGUAGCAAGAUGAAGCGGUUCUACAAGCUGACUUCGCAGGCCAACGGCUCCCGCAGCUUCGGCAGCGCAGCUCUGGGGCUCUGCUAUGUGGCCGUCGGCCAAUGCGAUGUCUAUCAUGUGGAGCACCUAAAGCCCUGGGAUCUGGCCGCCGGAGUGGCCAUUCUCCGGGAAGCAGGGGGUACUGUCGUCCACACCAGCGGCGGAGCCUAUGAUGUAAUGCAUCCCGAUUGCGUGUGUGCCAGCACCGAGGAAUUGGCGAGGAAUGUAGUUCGACUGAUUGAAGAGGCUGACCAGCUAACAUGUUUAACUUUCGAGUAGUGAAGACCUUGAUGAACAUGAAAGAUUACAAAAUGUGAUGAAAUAAAAACAUAAAAUAAUAAACAAACCUAUUAUUAAACUCCA
This is a messenger RNA of Drosophila bipectinata, 1010 nucleotides long. RefSeq names its product inositol monophosphatase ttx-7. Gene Ontology annotation, molecular function: inositol monophosphate 1-phosphatase activity. Lineage: Eukaryota; Metazoa; Arthropoda; Insecta; Diptera; Drosophilidae. The record is from RefSeq and is a predicted model, not a curated record. Gene Ontology annotation, biological process: phosphatidylinositol phosphate biosynthetic process; signal transduction; inositol metabolic process.